UUAAAUUGUAAUGGCGUUCGAGUUAGAUGAUCUUUUGAAGGACGAUAAAAAAGAUGCUAAUUUAAUACCGGAUCUGAGUAAAGCGACAUGUAAUUCUCAAGAGGAAUUCAAACAAUUAUUGGAACAUUGUCCAGAAUUUAAGAUCAAAUCAGAAAAGGUAAAAAAAGAAGAUACCAAGGUACGUGAUAAAGAAUUUUCUUGGAAAGCUACCAAAAAAGAAUUGAAAGCUAUUGAAAGAGAAUGGGCAUACGGAGAUCCCAUACCGCCCGACAUGAAAAAUUUAAAUCUUCACGAAUUACAACAAGUUGCUAUCGAUUGGAGAAUGCUUACGCCGAUUAGACCGAAACUUCGCCAAGAUGAAGAACUGUUUUCAAGAUUGGUAGAAAUGGGGAAGUUAGAAGCAAAAACUCGCAUGAAAGAACGACGUUCCUUUGUAAGUCCAAUAAGACGUAAUAAAAAUCGAGCUGGUAUUAUCGAGAGUAGUGUUAAAAUUUGCGGGGAAUGCGGGGAAGAAUAUUGUUUUGGUGAAACUUGCGGCGAUAUUUUGUAUGACUCGUACGUUCGAGUCGCUGUUUUGACUCAGCAAUCUAAGACGAAAAUCUCUGCCGAUACAGAAGCCAUUAUCGCUAAUAUGAAUCGUCCUAAAAAGCAGAAAAGGAAAAAACUUAAAACAAAAAGUAAGACUCCCAGAAAAAGUGUACGUUUGUUGAUUCACCAUAAAACGAAAAAGCUUACAAAUAAAAGCAAUAAGAAUAGACGCGAGAGUGAUGUCGAAGAAUCCGUAAAACCCAUAAAACAAUUUAAAAGAAAAUGCACUAAAUAUCGGAAAAAAGGGCAAUCGAACAAAUGAUCGCAUUAUACAGACGACAAAUAAUUUCCCAUAUAAAAGUAAAUAUAAAAGUUCUUCCAAGCUUUUCCUUGCCAUAUUUUUUUCUAUACAUUUGUUUAAAUUUGUUAAAAAAUUAACAUAAACAUAAUUAAAUCAUAAAAAUAGACUUAAUAUGUAUUUCUAACGAUAAUAGUUAAAUAUGAAAACUUUAUAAAAAUAUACAAUAAUAUUAAUUAUACAUUUAGUAGAAACUAUAUACGAUCAUUAUAAAGCAUUAAUGAGACUCGUAUGUAUAUACCUUUCCACAUUUAAUGCUAUUCAUGUGCUAAUAUUAUACUCAAUAGGUGUAUGACUUUUAGAAUUACUUCGAACUUCUGUUUAGAAAUAAAUAAUAAACUUCUAGGUGUAUGUAGUAACAGAUUCGUAUUAAAAGUAGGUAAUUUCAAUGAUUUUAGGAUUUUCGUAGUUUUAAUUCACACUAGUAGCAUACGUGCUUAAAGAAAAAGAUAUAAAUAAUAAAUUAUAAAUAUAU
Molecule: messenger RNA, 1361 nt
Organism: Vespula vulgaris
Lineage: Eukaryota; Metazoa; Arthropoda; Insecta; Hymenoptera; Vespidae
Exons: 3
Coding region: 11-850 (279 amino acids)
Source: RefSeq, a predicted model, not a curated record